UCAAUGGCCACACUCUCAGAGACCUAUGCGUGCGUCCCUUCCACCGAGCGCGGCCGCGGAAUACUCAUCUCCGGCGACCCCAAAUCCAACAACAUUCUCUACUGCACUGCCCGAUCCGUCAUCAUCCGCAACCUCGACAACCCCCUUCAGGUCUCCGUCUACGGCGAGCACGCUUAUCCCGUGACGGUGGCACGUUACUCCCCCAACGGCGAGUGGAUCGCCUCCGCCGACGUCUCCGGCGUUGUCCGCAUCUGGGGGACCCACAACGAAUUCGUUCUGAAGAACGAGUUUCGGGUCCUCUCGGGUCGGAUCGAUGACCUCCAAUGGUCCUUCGAUGGGCUAAGGAUCGUUGCCUGUGGCGAUGGCAAGGGCAAGUCCUUUGUUCGCGCCUUCAUGUGGGAUUCUGGUUCUACUGUUGGUGAUUUUGAUGGCCAUUCACGGCGGGUUUUAAGCUGUUCAAUCAAACCAACAAGGCCAUUUCGCAUUGUCACGUGCGGAGAAGAUUUUUUAGCGAAUUUUUAUGAUGGUCCACCGUUCAAGUUCAACAUGUCCAUCAGGGACCAUUCGAAUUUCGUCAACUGUGUUAGAUUUUCUCCAGAUGGUAGCAAAUUUAUUACUGUUAGCUCAGAUAGGAAGGGUAUUAUAUAUGAUGGAAAGACAGGGGACAAGCUGGGAGAGUUGUCCGCAGAGGAUGGUCACAGUGGCAGCAUAUAUGCUGUUAGUUGGAGUCCUGACAGCAAACAGGUUCUUACUGUGUCUGCUGACAAAUCUGCAAAAGUAUGGGAUAUUCUUGAGGAUGGUAGUGGAACAGUAAGCAAGAAUUUGGCACUUACUGAAUCUGGCGGGGUAGAGGACAUGCUUGUUGGUUGUCUUUGGCAAAAUGAUUAUCUUCUUACUGUCUCUCUUGGUGGCACGAUCAAUUUAUAUUCUGCUAAGGAUUUAGAUAAAAACCCAUUGUCAUUUUCUGGUCACAUGAAGAAUGUCACCGUUUUGACUCUGCUCAACAGACCUGAAAAGGUGCUUUUGUCAAGCAGCUAUUGUGGAGCGAUCAUUAGAUGGAUGCCAGGCAUUGGUUACAGUGGUAAGUUUGACAAUAAACAAUUUGGAUUAAUCAAAGUGUUAGUAGCUGGCGAAGAAGAAGUUAUUGCGGCUGGAUUUGACAAUAAGGUAUACAGAGUUCCUCUUCAAGGGGAUAAUUUUGGUGUUGCCGAGGAUAUUGAUGUUGGAAGCCAGCCUAAGGAUUUGAGCCUUGCACUUAAUAGUCCUGAACUUGCUCUCGUUGCAAUUGAAUCCGGCAUUGUCUUACUAAAGGGUUCAAAAAUUGUCUCCACUAUAAACCUGGGCUUUUUUGUGACCGCAUGUGCCAUUUCACCAGAUGGUAGUGAAGCAAUCGUGGGAGGGCAAGAUGGUAAGUUGCGCUUAUAUUCUGUUUCAGGAGAUACAGUUACAGAGCAGAGUGUCCUUGAGAAGCACCGAGGUGCCAUCAGUGUAAUCAGAUACUCUCCAGACGUUUCCAUGUUUGCAUCAGCUGAUGUAAAUCGUGAAGCUGUUGUAUGGGACUGUGAUUCCAAAGAGGUGAAGCUUAAUAACAUGUUGUUUAAUACUGCACGUAUUAACUGCCUGUCUUGGUCACCUGAUAGCAGACUGGUAGCUACUGGUUCACUUGAUACAUGUGUCAUUAUAUACGAAGUUGGAAAGCCAGCAUCAAGCCGCAGAACCAUAAAAGGAGCUCAUUUAGGUGGAGUAUAUGGGUUGACUUUCAUUGAUCAGGAAAGAGUGGCCAGUUCUGGAGAGGAUGGUUGUGUUCGUGUUUGGACUUUGAUUUCUGAAUAAACUCAGCAUCAGAACCUCCCAAUGCGUGAUGCAGUAUUGUGGUAAGAAAUUUAUGGUUGUAACGUGUAUUAUAUGAUGAUCUUCAAUGUUCUGUAAUAGUUAUGUAGUGGGAAGGAAACUGAAGAUUGCAAUACUGUGUGGUGUGUGCUCUUGAUAGAUUUCUCCAAUAACUAACAGUCGGAUACUUUAUCCUAGCUGAAUUUUGAUUUGCAGAGGCGGGGAACUCCUAGUUAUUUCCAAAGAAAUUGGAAAUAAUAUUUGUCCUUGUCUGAGCAAAAUUCCAAUCCAGUUAUGCAGGUAAUGAAAUGGCACUUCUGAUCCCUUUAUUUUGCCU
Messenger RNA from Abrus precatorius (Indian licorice), 2167 nucleotides. Its product is annotated as actin-interacting protein 1-2-like. The record is from RefSeq and is a predicted model, not a curated record. Lineage: Eukaryota; Viridiplantae; Streptophyta; Magnoliopsida; Fabales; Fabaceae. Gene Ontology annotation, molecular function: actin filament binding. Gene Ontology annotation, biological process: actin filament depolymerization; positive regulation of actin filament depolymerization. The transcript is spliced from 6 exons. Bases 4 to 1833 code for a protein of 609 amino acids. Gene Ontology annotation, cellular component: cortical actin cytoskeleton.